GUUCAGUCAGUCAUUACUGGGGCAGCAUGGAGCUCAGUCUGCUCUCCCUGAUGCUCUUGCUGGUUGUGCUCAUCCACUGUGGACAAACUCAAGAAAAGCCCAAACUGAGGGUGGAGCCUCAGAGCCCAGACACAGUUACUCUGAGCUGUGAGCUGCCACAGUCUACUGGAUGGACGAUUAUAUUGUGGAAAAACUCUGUUGUUUUACAACAUGGUCUGACCACGAUCACUGAAACACUGCCUAAAGAAGGUGGAGCAGAGUUCAGAUGUGCAGCACACAGGGGAAACGAUUUUACACCAUUCAGUGAUCUUGUCAAGAUUACAGUAGUAGAGAAACCAAAAGCUACAGUGAACGUCCAGCCAGCUGGUCAUGUGUGUGAUUAUACCUGUAAAGGAAGACAAAAGACAAGCCAAACAUUCACACGCCCCAGUGAAGCUGCUACACUGACUGUAUCAGCAGUAAAAGUCAAACCUACAAUCACCUCAAACCCUGAAGGAGCUGCACUGACAGGAAACACAGUGACUCUGUACUGUAAACUCCAUCAGUCUGCUGGAUGGACGUUUUACUGGUCCAAACACACACAGAGCUCUGAGAAGGAGACCAUCACCAACGUCUACACCAUCAGCUCAGUUAGUCUCUCUGAUGGAGGUCAGUACUGGUGCAGAGCUGGCAGAGGAAACCCAGUCUACUACACACACUACAGUGAUGCACUCUGGGUAAAAGUUACUGACAGCACUAAAGCUGUGGUGUCCAUAAAGCCUGAUAAGCAAGUGUUUAAAGGAGAGACGGUCACUCUGAGAUGUGACAUGCAGGCAGGAGGAGACACUGAGUGGACUUACAGCUGGUAUAAAGAUGACCGUCUGUCCUCAAACAGAAGAACACAGGAGUUCACAGUCAGCUCUGUUACAGAGUCUAACGGUGGUAAAUACACCUGCAGAGGAGACAGAACACAUGACAUUCAGAGCUCAGAGAUCAGUGAUGCUGUUACCCUGACUGUGUCUGAUGUAGCUCAGGCAGUAUUGAGUGUGUCUCCACAGAGCUGGCUGACUGAAGGAGAGUCAGUGACUCUAAGCUGUGAGGUUACAGGCUCCUCUACAGGCUGGACAUUCAGCUGGUACAGAGCUGCUCUCUACAGACAAGGCUUAGAGCAAAUAAGAGACGUUCAUGGCAAAGUUCUGUAUCAUGUAGAGCUCCUGUCAGACAGGGGAAGAGAAGCUGGAGGCUCCUACACUCUCAGUUCUGCUGCUGUAAAUCACACAGGAGUUUAUGUGUGCAGAGCAGAGAGAGGAGAACCAGCCUAUCAGACACAGUACAGCACUGUGCAGACACUGUGGAUCACUGGUUCAUCUCCUCCAGCCUCUCUGAUCAUCAGUCCCAGCAGAACUCAACACUUUAGUGCUGGCUCUCUCUCACUGAGCUGUGAGGGACAGAGUGACUCUACUGGAUGGAGAGUGAGGCGAUACACACACAGUGGGGAGGUGUCAGAUUGUUCAUCAGUUACAGGAUCUACAUGCAGCAUCAGCUCCCUCCACACAUCCCUCACUGGAGUUUACUGGUGUCAGUCUGAGUCUGGAGGAGGAAGUGAUCCUCUCAACAUCACAGUGCACAAUGGUGAUGUGAUUCUGGACAGUCCUGUCCAUCCUGUGUCUGAGGGAGAUUCUCUGACUCUCCGCUGUUUAUUUCGCUCCACAAAGCCCUCAAACCUCACAGCUGAUUUCUAUAAAGAUGGAUCACUGCUCCAGACCCAGACGACAGGAGAGAUGAUCAUCAUUACUGUCUCAAAGUCAGAUGAAGGUCUCUACCACUGUAAACACCCAGAGAGAGGAGAGUCACCACAGAGCUGGCUCUCAGUCAGAGCUUCAGGUUCUGGUGUAACAGUAGCAGUAAUAGUCGGAGUGUCAGUGGGACUGAGUCUAAUCUUGCUCCUCAUCAUCAUACUGGGCCUGAUUUGCUGCUACAAGAAGAGCAAAGGUGAUUCUGCAGCUCAGCCCAGUGAUGACACUUACGCUGAGAUUAUGACUACAAACAGCUACAGAGGAAACGAUGAAGCAGUGAGGAGACCAAAUGAUGUGACUUAUUCCCAAAUUGAGAUGAAACAUUUCAACUACCACAGUGAAGGUCUGUGAAGAAAACUGCUGCUGCUGCUGUCGCAGGACAGAAAGUAAGCAUUUCCAGAAACUCCUGGUUGGGUUUUAAGGAGUGCAGACAGACGAGGAUCUGAACACAUUUAGACUGUCAGAAUCAUCUUUAAUAUCUGUAUAUCUUUCAGUAACAAACGCUCUGUUAGUGUUUUAUACUGAUGAAGUGAGAAGAGUCACUUUUUCUCGUUGGUGUAUUAAUGUACUUUUCUAACUCUGACUCUGAGUUGAGGAAUAAUCAGAUAUUCUGAACUCGGCUUUGAUGAUAAUAUCUGGGUGUAUUAGCUAGUAAAAUGAGUUAGUUAGCUAGUAGAGUGUAAUCUGAAACUGUACCCUCAAUAUCUGUACCAUAUAUAUCUAUCAAUAUACCAUCUGUCUCUGCUGAGGAACUUUUAUUUGCUGUACAGUUUCCUCUCGUCUGUUUUUGCACUGCUUAUAGCUCAGUAAUUUUAUUUUAUUAGAUUGUUAUUUUGCAGGACGUGCUACACUGCAGUCUUCUUAAAUGGAGUUUAAUACUCUCUGUUAUGAGUAAUAAUACACUGUACACCUACAGACAGUAUUUAUCAUAGCAAUAUUAAACGUAAUAUUAAGACAUACUAGCACAAUGUCAGACAUAAUAAUAUAAGACAUAGUCACACAAUGAGUUUUGAUGCUUAAUGUACUUUAAUUUUUUUUCAUUUUAGAUAUUUUAUAUUGUCCUUAUG
Molecule: messenger RNA, 2842 nt
Organism: Pygocentrus nattereri (red-bellied piranha)
Lineage: Eukaryota; Metazoa; Chordata; Actinopteri; Characiformes; Serrasalmidae
Product: sialoadhesin-like
Exons: 14
Coding region: 27-2126 (699 amino acids)
Biological process (GO): cell surface receptor signaling pathway
Molecular function (GO): transmembrane signaling receptor activity
Source: RefSeq, a predicted model, not a curated record